AUGUCUUCUCUGCCGUUCCUUCAUACCACCAACAUUCAAGUUCCCAAAAAAGCAUCAACCAUGAUGCGUUCAAUGAAUAGAACCUUACCUGCUACUCGAUUAAUGACAGCUUCGAUGCCAAGAACACCAAAUAACGUACCUGCUGUUCCAAGCGCAGAGUAUUCAAAUCUUGAAAGGAAAGAGAAAAUCUCUUUAGAAAACACGGCCGAUGAUUUGCUUAACGGCGUUUCCUUCAGAACAAUCUAA
Messenger RNA from Trichomonas vaginalis G3, 246 nucleotides. RefSeq lists its product as uncharacterized. Bases 1 to 246 code for a protein of 81 amino acids. The transcript has a single exon. Lineage: Eukaryota; Parabasalia; Trichomonadida; Trichomonadidae. The record is from RefSeq and is a predicted model, not a curated record.